UACAGAAGAUCUUUAUUUUUUCUGUUUUAUGAACAGAUUAUUAUAAAGCAAUAAGCAUGCAGGAGGAGAAGCAGACCUUUUACCUUGGGAAUUAAUGAAAGCAUUUCUGAUCAUUUUUUUGGAGGUGGGGAAUUGUUUAAAAUCUUAUACCACCCCCACAAAUUCUUCUGAAAUGGUAAAAUAAGGAAAUGCAUGAUUCCAGAGACACGCUUAAGCACCCGGGUGUCAGGCUAUGUGCUGUCUUGUGAUAUCAUCGGACCUUUUGAACGGGUGUAAGUUUUAUGAAUCGUUAUAUUCCUAGUAUUUUCUUCCGUAAAAACAAAGGGGAGAAGGAAACUCACACACAACUGCUUUAACAUCAUCAAUCUAUUGGUCAGUCGUACUUGCAAGAAAAUAAAAAAAAGGCUGUUGCUUGGUGGGGUGGAAUGCGAGGAAUGGUCAUUUAAAAUUUGUGUAUGCCUGAUUCUACAGUCAUUUUCGUCAAGGUAGAAUGGACAUAAAUCAUUUUGCAGUUUUCCUCUGAACUUAGCUUCUCCCUACUUAACGCGCAUCUGCGUGCACUGGAGAACAGAUGACUAACAAAGAAAGGGCUACCCUAACCUGGUUUCCCUUCUUCCCCAUUGACAAGACUUUUCCUGACUGAGCUUUUUUUCUUUUAAAAAAAUUUCUUUUCUUUCUUCUUUCUCUCCUCCUCCACCGCUUCCCUCCCCACCCCACCACCAGCCCCACCCCCACACCCCCCAGCUAACCUGCAAAUGCAGUCAGCUGGAGAAAUCAUUAAAGAAGAAAGAUAAAAGAAGCUGCCAAUGCUUUGGACCACCCUAAAACAGCAUGGGAAAAAAAUGUUUGGGGAGAGCGGGGUUUCAGGAAGCUGAGGGCUGGGCAGGCACCCCCCAGCACCGGGAUGCGCUGCCCUAAGGGAAGAGGGUGGGACUGAGGUCCUGAACUAGCCUUUCCAAAUCCCCACACCAAUGCAGGGAGGGAAAAGUUCAGAAGCAGCUACAGGGGACAGAAGCCCAUUUUUACCAGUUCAACAGGACAGGACAUUCAAUAAACCCAGCCCGCUCUGGAAACGGGUCGGGGCUCCAGUUGGCUCCACAGAGGCAGAAGUAGCCCCUGCCGCCGCCCUCGCCACGGCUGCCGCCACCGCCGCGGCCCCUGCGUUACUGGGGGAGACGGUGCCGCUGCGACAGGGGAGGACGCGGCUGGAGCUCAAGGAGGCUCCAUCGCGCAGGCGCCGCCGAGCCCUGCCUGGAUGCUCAGUCAAGGCACUAAGGCAAAAAAAAAAAUCAGCAAUUUAUAGAAAGAAGAAGCUAUAGUCUGUCGGGAUAUCCAACACCAACAGUAGGGCUUAUUGAGAGCUCCAUUUCUGGAAAGCGUUGCAAGACUGAGGAAUAUCGGACUGCGAAUCACCGGGAACAGUUCCCUUGCAGCACAGAAGCAAUCUCUCUCCCCAUCUUCGCAUAUUCUGAUGGCAAAUCAAGUGAAAGAAAAGAGGAAGCAUGACUGCAGAUCAGAUCCGUUCUCUUUGUGGAUUACAUUUUCAGUAAAAUGUAUGGAUCUAUCUUUUCCUUGUUCUUAUAUCUAGAUCAUGAGACUUGACUGAGGCUGUAUCUUUAUCCUCCAUCCAUCUAUGGCGAACUAUAGCCAUGCAGCUGACAACAUUUUGCAAAAUCUCUCUCCUCUAACAGCCUUUCUGAAACUGACUUCCUUGGGUUUCAUAAUAGGAGUCAGCGUGGUGGGCAACCUUCUGAUCUCCAUUUUGCUCGUGAAAGAUAAGACCUUGCAUAGAGCACCUUACUACUUCCUGUUGGAUCUUUGCUGUUCAGAUAUCCUCAGAUCUGCAAUUUGUUUCCCAUUUGUAUUCAACUCUGUCAAAAAUGGCUCUUCUUGGACUUAUGGGACUCUGACUUGCAAAGUGAUUGCCUUUCUGGGGGUUUUGUCCUGUUUUCACACUGCUUUCAUGCUCUUCUGUAUCAGUGUCACCAGAUACUUAGCUAUCGCCCAUCAUCGCUUCUAUACAAAGAGGCUGACCUUUUGGACGUGUCUGGCUGUGAUCUGCAUGGUGUGGACUCUGUCUGUGGCCAUGGCAUUUCCCCCAGUUUUAGAUGUGGGCACUUACUCAUUCAUUAGGGAAGAGGAUCAAUGUACCUUCCAACACCGCUCCUUCAGGGCUAAUGAUUCCUUAGGAUUUAUGCUGCUCCUUGCCCUCAUCCUCCUAGCUACACAGCUUGUCUACCUCAAGCUGAUAUUUUUUGUCCACGACCGAAGGAAAAUGAAGCCAGUCCAGUUUGUAGCAGCAGUCAGCCAGAACUGGACUUUUCAUGGUCCUGGAGCCAGUGGCCAGGCAGCUGCCAAUUGGCUAGCAGGAUUUGGAAGGGGUCCCACACCACCCACCUUGCUGGGCAUCAGGCAAAAUGCAAACACCACGAGCAGAAGAAGGCUAUUGGUCUUAGAUGAAUUCAAAAUGGAGAAAAGAAUCAGCAGAAUGUUCUAUAUAAUGACUUUUCUCUUCUUAACCUUGUGGGGCCCCUACCUGGUGGCCUGUUAUUGGAGAGUUUUUGCAAGAGGGCCUGUAGUACCAGGGGGAUUUCUAACAGCUGCUGUCUGGAUGAGUUUCGCCCAAGCAGGAAUCAAUCCUUUUGUCUGCAUUUUCUCCAACAGGGAGCUGAGGCGCUGUUUCAGCACAACCCUUCUUUACUGCAGAAAAUCCAGGUUACCAAGGGAACCUUACUGUGUUAUAUGAAGGAGCAUCUGUAAAUCUUUAGCCUUGUGAAACACUAACCUUCUCUGCUAAGCAAUUGUGGCCUGUAGCCAUUUCUUGAGAAGAAAAUCAAGAAUGGGAUCGGCAGUUAUAAGGAUUUGGGCAACAUUCUGCAGUCUUUGCAAUAGUUCACCUAUAAUCCUAUUUUAAAUCUCAGAGUGAUCCUGCUGACUGCCAGCGAAGGUUUGUAAUUAAGAAAGGACUGAACCACUGCCCUAAGUUUCUUUAUGUGGUUGAAAACUAGAUAAUGAAAGUAGCAGGUGCUAAGUAUCAGUGCUAAAUGCUGUGUAUAUGACUACUUAUGAAAAAACAUCAAAAAAAAAACCAAUUAGCAUUGGACAUCUUAAUAAAUUAAGUUGACAUGAGGUAAAUGUGUUGAUAAAAAACUAAUUUUAGAAGUUUGAAGACUUUAAAACAUUUCAUACUAUUAUUGUUUUGCAAGGACUAAAAUAUUUGGGGACUUAAAGUACUGUAAUAACUAAAGACAUGCCAUGAAUUAAUUGGAUUAUCACUUUUAAAAAAUCGCCUUGUAAGUUUUGGGGAGCAUUCCAAAGCAGUAUAUUGGUUCCAAUUAUAGUUUACUUUUUUGUAUUAAUACAUUACUAUUUCUAAAUACCGCUUUCCUUAUCUACUAGUGAAAUUGCUAGCAUUGAACUAUGUGGUUUUUGUUGAUUUGGUAUAAAGUUUUUUCUAAUUCAUCUAUAUUUUAUGAAUACUAGAUAUUGGUCUGGGAGGCAACAUUAAUGGUACCAACCAGUCACAAUUGAACAGUUCUAAUAAUGCAGAAUAAACACAUGUUGCCUUAAAGGGUUAUCUAGUAUCUUUCAUCUUAUUUAGUAUUGGAGCAAAUUGGAGUCAGGGGAAACUGAAUCAGUAACUGGUCAUGGUCAUGCAUCUGGAAGUGCAUGGACGAUCAUUUAACACUCUUUUUCCUUUUUCCUCACAUGAUUUCAAAAUUAAGGUGCACAUCACUGGAAUAAUGAAAUUUUCUUCUGAGGUGUGCUACCCAUUCUAGUGUGUUCUAAGAAGCAGGCAGUUGAUGUGUGUUUAUAUUUUAAGUCGGCUGUUAAGGGGAGACCACAGCCUUAGUAUGACAUCUUGCACAAUUUGUGAAGCAUUUAUUCUACCGAAGGCACAGUCUUGUUUAUACUUUCUGCACAUUCAGUGUAUUGGUCGUUUAAAUUAUUUCAGUUUUAACUUGUGAAAGCUUAUAAUAUAAUUUCUGGUAUUUUAGAAAUACAUUAGAGUCUGUGAGUCUCAUUCUUUAAGAUACAGAUGUGUGAAUUUCAAUAUAAAGUUGCAUUUGCCAAAAUUUACUUGUGUAGCCUGUUACUUUUCUUGAAAUAAAUUUUACAUUUUUGGCACUUAAUUUUUCUUACCAGGGAGGCAAGCACAAAAUAGCAAGACUAGCUCUAUUAUAGUUUUGUUUUGUUUUUUAUUUUUGUAGCUACUUUAUAUUGUGGAACUGGAAAUGCAUGAAUGAAAGGGAGUAUAAAGCUGACAAAUAAUAAUGUCUGCAAAAGCAUUAUUUGGUAGCUUAUCAUACUUAUUUAUUCUUACAAGCCAGAAUAUUUAAAGAUGUAAACCUGCUUAGCUGGUUGGUUCAGAAUUUUAAUAUAGACAUCACAUUUUAAUUUGGGCCAUGGUGGAAAUCUUGGAUUCUAAAUAUAUAACUUGUAAAAAGAAUGGUUUAUAAUUACAUUAUGACAAAAACAGAAAA
Bubalus bubalis (water buffalo) is the source of this 4484-nucleotide messenger RNA. RefSeq names its product G protein-coupled receptor 85 (gene GPR85). Bases 1634 to 2746 code for a protein of 370 amino acids. The transcript has 3 exons. Gene Ontology annotation, molecular function: G protein-coupled receptor activity. NCBI's taxonomy places the organism in Eukaryota, Metazoa, Chordata, Mammalia, Artiodactyla, Bovidae. Gene Ontology annotation, cellular component: plasma membrane. Gene Ontology annotation, biological process: G protein-coupled receptor signaling pathway. The record is from RefSeq and is a predicted model, not a curated record.